This is a messenger RNA of Cercopithifilaria johnstoni, 1200 nucleotides long. The record is from the annotation of a GenBank genome assembly. NCBI's taxonomy places the organism in Eukaryota, Metazoa, Nematoda, Chromadorea, Rhabditida, Onchocercidae.
AUGAAGAGGAAACGAAGUGGUAUUAAUACCGAUCACUAUAGCAAGAAGCGUCCAUUUUCAAGACAAGUGAUCAAAAACUCCAUUACUAUGGAUUUUGAGAAGCAACAAGAGAAAAUGAUGAAGCAAAAGUCAAACGAAGAGGCAGAACGGAAGAUGUUGAAAGAACCUCACUCCAUCGUCAUUCAUCGUGGAAAAGUUGGACAGUUUGUGCGAACUCUGGAAAAGGAUAUGCGUGUUAUCAUGGAACCUUUUACUGCUUCGAAGCUUAGAGUGAUGAAACGGAACAAUCUAAAAGAUUUCAUCGUGAACGGUGCAGUUCUUGGUGUUACACAUUUGCUUGUGUUGACUCGCGGAGAAAACUGGAUAACACUGAGAACUAUUCGAUCUCCUCAGGGACCAACAUUGACCUUCCGAGUGAAAGAAUACACGCUAGCAAGGCAUAUUAUUUCCGCAUCAAAGCGCAAAAUGCAUUUCCAACGAUUAUUCACUACUGCUCCACUUGUUGUGAUGAGUGGUUUCAGCUCAAACUGCGGUCAACAUUUGCGACUUGUACAGUCUGUGUUCCAAAAUAUGUUCCCUACAGUGAAUGUUGACACGGUGGAUUUGUCUACUAUUCGACGCUGUGUGCUGAUCAACUACAAUAUCGGUGAUGACACUGUCCAGCUGAGACAUUAUGCAAUCAAAGCAGUUCCUGCAGGACUAAGCAAGUCGACCAAAAAGUUAAUUCAAAGCAAGAUUCCGGACUUAUCGAAAUACAAGAAUAUCGAAGAUUACUUUUUAAGCCCAGGCCAGUUGAGCGAAAGUGAGUAUGAGUUUGAACAAAAGGAGGUCAAACUACCGCAAUACCUGACAACACGAGGAUGUUUAGAAGGACAGAAAACAAAUAUAAGACUUUAUGAACUUGGCCCUCGGCUGACGCUGCAAUUAACGAAAAUCGAAGAAGAUAUUGAUGAGGGCGAAGUUCUUUAUCAUGCUUACAUCACCAAAUCUCCCAAGGAAUUGAUGCAGUUAAGGAAAGAAUUGCCAAAAAAAAAGAAAUUGAAGAAGAAGAUGCAAAUAAAAAAUGAGCAACGAGUCAUCCAUCGUUUGAAAACUCUGAAUGAAAAGAAAAUCAAAUUGGAGGAAGCUUUAAAGGAAAAAAGAGAAAAAUUAAUGAGGAAACAUAAAGAAAUUACUGGUCAUGAACACUUCGAUGAUUAG